GUGGCCCAAGAGGCAGGGAGAAACCGACAGGCGUGACAGCCCCCAGGGGAGUGCCUUGCAAGUGGGGGGUGCCCAGCUGCUGUCUUAUUUUAAGUAGAGUCCCAUGUUGAAUCUAUUCCAGGAGGAUGAGGCCGGCGAGGGCCGCUUCAACUUCUCUGCCUACGGGAUGGGCCCGGCCUGUCUGCAGGCCAAGGACGGCAUCUCAGUCAAGGGUGCCAACAGCAACAAUACAACCAGCCCCGCCGCUGCGCCUUCUAAGUCCCCAGAGGAGAUGCGAAAACUCUUCAUCCAGAGGGCCAAGAAGAUUGACAAAAUAUCCCGCAUUGGCUUCCCCAUGGCCUUCCUCAUCUUCAACAUGUUCUACUGGAUCAUCUACAAGAUCGUCCGCAGGGAGGAUGUACACAACCAGUGAUGGGUCUGGGACUGGGGGUGGCUGGGAGCGUGCACAGUGGGGACAGCACAGGAAGCUGAGAGCCUGAGGCAGAGCAGGGAAGAGAGGGAGGGGCACACACGCACAACUCUCUCUGCAGUACGUGCAAUAGCAAGUGCAGGAAUGCAUGAAUCUUAG
Molecule: messenger RNA, 568 nt
Organism: Manis pentadactyla (Chinese pangolin)
Lineage: Eukaryota; Metazoa; Chordata; Mammalia; Pholidota; Manidae
Product: glycine receptor subunit alpha-1-like
Exons: 1
Coding region: 104-412 (102 amino acids)
Biological process (GO): monoatomic ion transport
Cellular component (GO): membrane
Source: RefSeq, a predicted model, not a curated record